Messenger RNA from Solea senegalensis (Senegalese sole), 1173 nucleotides. Its product is annotated as kinesin light chain 1-like. Gene Ontology annotation, cellular component: kinesin complex; membrane-bounded organelle; cytoplasm. The transcript is spliced from 4 exons. Gene Ontology annotation, molecular function: kinesin binding. The record is from RefSeq and is a predicted model, not a curated record. Gene Ontology annotation, biological process: axo-dendritic transport. Bases 268 to 747 code for a protein of 159 amino acids. NCBI's taxonomy places the organism in Eukaryota, Metazoa, Chordata, Actinopteri, Pleuronectiformes, Soleidae.
GACGACGGGAGCAACAGAGCGCUGAAGAGUAGACGGCAGGUGGAUAAUUUACAACCUCUACGUCUUCAUGUCUCACCUGUUCAAAGUUAAAUAAACCGACAGGUAGGUUCUCCAUCUGCAAAUGUCUCGCUUUUGUUGAAACUUCGGCGUGCGAAAUUAAAGAAUAACAACAUCAGCUCAGAGUGGACAAAAGGACACAACCACGCCGGCGUAGUCUGGGCUAAGCAGGUCACUAACUGUGAGAGGAGGAACCUUGAAGCUGCAGAAAUGUUGUCAGCAGAGGAGAUUCUGUGCAGCACACAACAGGUGAUUUCAGGGCUAGAGGCACUGAGAGAGGAGAAUUGCGGUCUUCUGGAGAACUUGCAGCAGGUGAUGGAGAGCCAGUCGACUUUGGAGACCAGCAGUGUGGAGCAGGAGAAGAGUGGCAUCAUCUGUCAGUCACUGGAGAGGAUAGAGCUGGGGCUGAGUGAAGCUCAGGUGAUGAUGGCAUUGUCAGCUCACCUGGGAUCAUUGGAGGCGGAGAAACAGAAGCUGCGAGCUCAGGUGCGCCGUCUCUGUCAGGAGAACCAGUGGUUGAGGGACGAGUUGGCCAGAGCUCAGCAACGGUUGCAAGACAGGGAACAGGUGGUGGUCACCCUGGAGGAGCAGAAUAGGCACCUGCAAUUCAUGUCCUCCAUACGCAAAUAUGACCAGGACGAACAGCAGCAGGUUAGACAAACUAUAUGCAUGCACAAAUGCACAAGUUAGUUAGUUCAUCAGCCAACCAGAUGUGCAAUUAACCAAAUAUUUAAAUGUGAAUAAUACAACUUGACAACAUUAGAGAGAAUGAAUCUGUUCUUUAUUUAAGGCUUUCUUCAGGUACGUGUUUUGUAUAUGAAGUGCAUUGAAACUACUCUGUGACUAAAACCUGAGAAAGUGUAAUCAGUGUAGACCUAUAGACCCUGAAACCUUUUUGAAAAAUGUGUUAAAAGACAAACUAAAGUGAGCUUUUAAAUUCACUCUUGAAUCUGUAAUAAUUGUAUCUUGCGACCUCUAAGGAGGAAAAGCACACUCAGACCUGCCAUAUUAUGGUACUAUGUGUAAAUUUUUUUGCCACUGAAUAUGGUUUUCUUGCCUGGAGUGGCUGUGAUCAUUCACAAGAAAAACAAGGCAAUCAGAGAUGACCGAAUUCAC